Molecule: messenger RNA, 1923 nt
Organism: Anisakis simplex (herring worm)
Lineage: Eukaryota; Metazoa; Nematoda; Chromadorea; Rhabditida; Anisakidae
Source: the annotation of a GenBank genome assembly
GGUGACUUCGUGAACAUUCCGAAGCAUGUGCAACGUUUCAUUGCCGAGAAGGCAGAGAUGAUGAAUCCGAGUGCGAUCUACAUCUGUGACGGAUCGCAGCAAGAGUACGAUGAAUUGAUCGCAUCAGCCAUGAAAUGUGGCAUGCUCUUUCAGUUGAAGGCCUACGAGAAUAACUAUCUGUGCCGUACCGACCCCCGUGACGUGGCUCGUGUUGAGGCGAAAACGUGGAUGAUCACUCCCGACAAGUAUCAGUCGGUGUGUCACACUCCUGAAGGUGUUAAGUCGACGAUGGGCCAGUGGAUGGGUCCCGAGGAGUUCGGUAAAGAACUGGAUGACCGUUUCCCUGGAUGCAUGUCUGGUCGUACGAUGUAUGUGAUCCCGUACUCGAUGGGACCAGUCGGUGGACCGCUGUCGAAGAUUGGUAUUGAGUUGACUGAUUCGGUGUACGUGGUGCUGUGCAUGCGAAUCAUGACUCGUAUGGGCGCUGCUGUAUUGCACGAACUGACUCGAACCCAGGGCGAGUUUGUGCGAUGCGUGCAUUCGGUUGGUGUGCCGAGACCCGAAAAGGUCGAGGUGAUCAAUAACUGGCCUUGCAACCCCGAGAAGACUAUGAUUGCUCAUCGACCCGCAGAACGUGAGAUUUGGUCGUUCGGUUCGGGUUAUGGUGGUAAUUCGUUGCUGGGCAAGAAGUGCUUUGCGUUGCGUAUCGCGAUGAACAUUGGCUACGAUGAGGGCUGGAUGGCUGAGCACAUGUUGAUUAUGGGCAUCACGAGUCCACAAGGGGGUCAGGAACGCUUCGUGGCCGCAGCGUUCCCAUCCGCAUGCGGAAAGACCAAUCUGGCCAUGCUGCAACCGACCGUGCCCGGUUGGAAGGUGCGUGUGAUCGGUGACGAUAUCGCGUGGAUGAAGUUCGGUGCCGACGGUCGUCUCUACGCGAUCAACCCCGAGGCCGGCUUCUUCGGUGUGGCGCCCGGAACGUCGCAUAAGACCAACCCAAUGGCCAUGGAGAGUUUCCAGAAGAAUGCAAUCUUCACCAACGUUGCAAUGACCGAUAAUGGAGAGUACUUCUGGGAGGGUCUCGAGAAAGAAAUCAAAGACCCGGUGAGAUAUUUCAUCUCGACGUUACGUCUUUAUUAUGACCAAUAUUAUGCGAACAUUCCGGACAUGCUGAUGAUUUACGCACUGCAGAAAGUUGGAAUGAUCAACUGGUUGGGUCAGAAAUGGCAUAUCGGUGAUGAAGGCAGAGCCGCACAUGCGAACUCUCGAUUCACCGCCCCUGCUGGACAAUGCCCCAUCAUCCAUCCGGACUGGGAGAAACCAGAGGGUGUACCAAUUGAUGCGAUUAUCUUUGGUGGAAGAAGGCCUGAGGGUGUACCAUUGGUAUUCGAAUCACGUGACUGGGUGCACGGUAUCUUUGUGGGUGCGUGCGUUAAAUCUGAAGCAACUGCAGCAGCAGAGCAUACCGGCAAACAAGUAAUGCAUGAUCCUAUGGCAAUGCGUCCGUUCAUGGGCUAUAACUUCGGUAGGUAUAUGCGUCAUUGGAUGAAGCUUGGACAACCACCACACAAGGUACCAAAGAUCUUCCACGUAAACUGGUUCAGACAGAGUGCCAGCCACGAGUUCUUAUGGCCCGGAUACGGUGAUAAUAUUCGUGUGCUUGAUUGGAUCUUGAGACGAUGUGCUGGCGCUACUGAUAUCGCUGAAGAAACUCCGAUCGGUUUCGUACCCAAAAAGGGAACGAUCAAUUUGGAAGGUUUACCGGCCGUGAAGUGGGAUGAGUUGAUGUCAAUUCCAAAGUCGUACUGGCUUGAGGAUAUGGUUGAAACCAAAACAUUCUUUGCCAACCAGGUUGGAUCUGAUCUCCCAGACGAAAUCGCGAAGGAACUGGAGGCGCAAACAGCUCGUAUAAAAGCGAUGGCUUAA